Osmia bicornis bicornis is the source of this 2967-nucleotide messenger RNA. RefSeq lists its product as uncharacterized. The transcript has 4 exons. The coding region runs from base 1 to 2967 and encodes 988 amino acids. Lineage: Eukaryota; Metazoa; Arthropoda; Insecta; Hymenoptera; Megachilidae. Gene Ontology annotation, molecular function: nucleic acid binding. The record is from RefSeq and is a predicted model, not a curated record.
AUGGCUAAUUCUAUGGCCUUGUUAACACAGCGUAAUUGUAUUCAAUUCGCUACCGCGCCGAUACCCACUUUCGAUGGCGAGAAUCCAGCUUUGUCGGUUUUCGCUCAGAGUGUAGAAAACGGGCUCGCGUUAAUACCAGAUACGUCGGAAACAGAGUAUCUGAGUAUCGUGUUGACUAAACUCACCGGUCCGGCGCGGAUUAGUAUCCAAGAUAAACAAUUCAACAAUGUAACUCAAUUGUUACAACAUUUGAAAAAACGAUACGCUCCUGGGAAGAACUUGGCGUAUUUCCAAGCUGAGGUUUCGCGCCUUAAAAUCCGUGAGGACGAAUCACUAAGGAAGUACAUCGACAGAGCCAGCAAACUUGCCCAUGGAUCUCGUAUCGCGAUUCGCGAGAGGUACACGACCAACGUGGAUCAGCUCAUCAAGGAGAUGGAAAUGGACAUCUUGGAGAAUUUCCUUGAGGGUUUACCGGAGCGUGUGGCCUGGAGAAUCGCCGCUCUGGACAAAAAGAUUAAAACUUUAGAAGAGGCGUACGAAGCUGUGUUACAAAUUGAACGUCGCCUCAAGAACCGACGACAGAUUCAGGAGAAGGCAUCACCUAGUCGUCGUAGAGAAGAGGAUUUUCUCAGCUGGAGACGUCCUCGAGAGAAGGAACACAGGCGUGUGUACCCUCAGUCACCGUCACCCUAUCGGCAAAGACCAAGGGAUCGCAGCACAUCUGGUUCCGAACCGGAGUUCGAAGAACGAGCUUCACGUGCAACGGCGUUGACUUUACGUAAGCAUGAUUAUUCACGCUCUCCAAACCACUCACCGGAGGCGCCAAAAUAUGACGAGCCGUUCAACACCAAACACGAUGUUUACGACUUUUAUUGCGCAAACUGCAGUACGGUCGGACACGGUUGGAAGGAUUGUGAAAAAUCACCUCGCUGCGAAAGACCCCGAUUCCAGUAUCGAAGGGAGUCGCGAGGGAAUUUCUCACCUUUGAGGAAACCUUUAAACUCCAACAACGCUCACCCAAACGGCGAGGCGGAAGGGGCUGAAAUUUCCUAUUACCAUAAAACCUUGGUAACUCGUAACCAACCUAUUAAACCUAUAUUCUUCAGUAACGCUGAGGAGAUGGAACUACAUCCAGUAUUGCCAAUUAAACAUAGAUUGCCAGGACGCACAGCUCUCCAAAUUGCAGUUCCAGUCGCAAAUCCGGAGGUUAUGGAAGGGUACCUAGCACGAAUCAAGACUCCUGAACAGGUCUACAUUGGAGAAGCAGCAGUCUGCAAUCAUGAUGGAAUUUGCUAUGUCCUAGCCACAAACACCGGAGAAGACGAAAUCGAAAUCGACAUUGAACCACAACGCAUACAUCCGUAUGAGAUUUUUGACUCAUCAGAUGACGAUCCUAUUCCUUCGUAUCUAGCAAAGGAAACAAAGGAAGACAGAACUACACGUAUCCAAGAUCUUUUAAGGACCGAUCAUCUAAACUCUGAAGAACGACAACAUGUGUUCAAAAUUGUCAGGGAAUUUUCUGAUAGAUUUUUCCUACCUGGAGAUAACCUGGGCAAGGUUCCAAAUUUUCAUCACUCUAUUUACACAACAGACGACAUUCCGAUUAAUACUAGACAGUAUCGGUACCCACCAGUACAUCAGGAGGAGAUACAACGACAGGUUGGAGCUCUGCUAUCGCAGGGUAUUAUUAGACCAUCCACCUCACCAUACAAUUCUCCUUUAUGGAUUGUACCGAAGAAACCGGACGCCGAUGGUAACAAACGUUGGCGAAUGGUAAUCGACUUUCGUGCAUUAAACGAAAAAACAACAGGCGACAAGUUUCCAUUACCUAAUAUUCCAGAAAUACUAGACAAGGUAGGCGGAGCAAAAUACUUCUCAAUAUUUGAUUUGGCAAAUGGAUUUCAUCAGAUUGAAAUGAACCCAAAGGACAGACAGAAGACCGCGUUUACAACACCACAUGGACAUUUCGAGUUUGUGCGUAUGCCUUUUGGUUUGAAGAACGCACCACCGACAUUCCAACGCGUCAUGAACCGGGUAACAUCAGGCCUGGAAAACGUACUUGUGUUCAUAGAUGAUAUGAUUGUUUUCUCUUCAUCGCUGCGUGAACACGAAAUUAAAGUUAAAAAACUAUUCGAUCGCCUCAGGGAAUAUGGACUUACUCUACAGACUAAUAAAUGCGAAUUCCUACGCAAAGAGGUUGCCUAUCUGGGACACAUUUUGUCUGCUGACGGGGUUAAACCAGAUCCUAGGAAACUUCACGCCGUAAAAAACUUUCCGAUUCCAAAAACACAGAAGAAUGUGCAACAGUUUCUGGGACUGACGGGAUACUAUCGCCGAUUCAUCAAGGAUUACUCUCUAAAGGCAAAACCACUAGUUCAGCUGUUGGGAAAAGGAACCCCUUUCCAAUGGACUGAAGAACAACAAGGGAGUUUUGAACUAUUGUGUAAAGAACUCUGUACACAACCAAUAUUACAAUAUCCAGAUUUUGAACGACCAUUUGUUAUCACGACGGAUGCUUCGGAUCAUGCGAUUGGGGCAGAGGAAAACAGUCAGACUACCAUAAGGCCUGCGUCUACUGUCGUGGAACUACCUGAUCCUCCUACACCACCAACAGACGGACCAGAUGUCCAAGGUUUACAACCACCCCUACAACCUGCCAGACCGCAGACUCCACCGGAAUACUUAAAACAUUACAUGAAUUCAUACGAGGACUGGGACCUGUACCUACCUUUCGCAACGCUAUCCUACAACACGUCAGUUCACGAAGCUACCAAUUUCACCCCGCACGAGCUGAUCUUUGGAAAACCAGCCCGACAACCAAGUUCUUUUCCAGAGGGAGAAGAAUUGGAUACUUAUGGAACUUACCUCACUCAUCUAAUCACAAGACUGACUGAAACCCGCAACAUAGCAGCAGAUAAUUUAAACACCGCAAAGGACGAUCGCAAUACAAACCGGACAAAUGGGUAG